AUGACGAUCUGCACUUAUAACGCACGUACGCCUGCAUCGGAAGCGACCAUCGAAGAUCUGAUAAUGCAAGCCAAGAAGAUCAAGUACGACGUCAUCGGACUGACCGAGACGAGACGACGUCACCUUCUCAACGCCGUAUAUGAAACUGGAGAAGAACUGUUCUUAGGAACAUGCGACAGUAGAGGUUUUGGUGAAGUCGGCGUCCUCGUCAACACGAGAACGGCAAAGAACAUCGACUCUUUCGAACAACUUACGACUCGAAUCGGACGUCUGCGGAUGAGAAGUUGUGGUCCAACACUCAACACUGGCGAUUUCAACGCCAAAGUUGGCCCAAGAAGAACGCCGGGGGAACUUCACAUCGGCACCCACGACCUACAAUGGAAUGACCAAGGGGAGAGCUCUCUGAGUUCAUCAUGA
Necator americanus (New World hookworm) is the source of this 417-nucleotide messenger RNA. RefSeq lists its product as uncharacterized. NCBI's taxonomy places the organism in Eukaryota, Metazoa, Nematoda, Chromadorea, Rhabditida, Ancylostomatidae. The coding region runs from base 1 to 417 and encodes 138 amino acids. The record is from RefSeq and is a predicted model, not a curated record. The transcript has a single exon.